CUGGUAAGUCAUCAUGAUCAUCAUCAUCAUUAUUAUCGUUUAAAACAUGGAGUCGGUCGUGGAAGAGAAGAACGAGGUCGAAAAACCAAUCGACAGAGAAAAGACAUGUCCAUUACUGCUGCGAGUGUUCCUCAACAACUCCAGACAUCAUUCACUAAGUGAAUAUUCAAGAGGAAGCGUGCCGUCAAAUGAACUUCAAAUUUACACGUGGAUGGAUGCUACUUUGAAGGAAUUAACUAGCCUCGUAAAAGAAGUAAACCGGGAUGCACGUCGAAAAGGCACCUACUUUGACUUUGCCCUUGUGUUCCCUGAUGUCCGGGGGCCGGGCUACCGAAUGCGGGAUAUUGGAACGACAUGCUCAGGGCAGAAGGGGGCAGACGACAACAAAACCCUGAAUGCCGCCAGAUUUCAGAUCGGGGAUUACCUUGACAUUGCCAUCUCCUCCCCACCUCUUCGUGGUGGUCCCGUUGCAUCCAGAAGAGGAAGGCAAUCUGGAUUCUAAUGUACACACAAGUCGCACAUUCCCACAGUUGUCAUUUCAUCGCCUAACUUGUAAAGCUGUCAUUUAAUAAAAAUGAAUGAUACAUCCCA
Molecule: messenger RNA, 591 nt
Organism: Ornithodoros turicata
Lineage: Eukaryota; Metazoa; Arthropoda; Arachnida; Ixodida; Argasidae
Gene: Bin1
Product: histone deacetylase complex subunit SAP18-like
Exons: 3
Coding region: 47-502 (151 amino acids)
Biological process (GO): negative regulation of DNA-templated transcription
Cellular component (GO): nucleus
Molecular function (GO): transcription corepressor activity; transcription factor binding
Source: RefSeq, a predicted model, not a curated record